Molecule: messenger RNA, 768 nt
Organism: Nezara viridula (southern green stink bug)
Lineage: Eukaryota; Metazoa; Arthropoda; Insecta; Hemiptera; Pentatomidae
Source: the annotation of a GenBank genome assembly
AUGGAAAAAAGGAUAGAGCUUGAGAAAAGGGGUAGAACACCUGACCAGAUUCAUGAAUUGAAUUUAGACAAUUGUCGAAGUACAAGUAUUGAGGGAUUGACAGAUGAAUUCACAAAUUUGAGAUCCCUCAGCCUCAUCAAUGUGGGGUUGACUAGCCUAAAAGGAUUUCCAAAAUUACCAAACCUCCAAAAGCUUGAACUUAGUGACAACAGAAUAUCAAAUGGUCUAAAUCUCCUUCAUACCAGCCCCAAUUUAACAAAUUUAAAUCUUAGUGGAAACAAAAUUAAAGAUCUGGAGACAUUGGAACCUCUGAAAGAGUUUGAGCACCUUAAAAGCCUUGACCUUUUCAACAAUGAAGUUACUUGCAUUGAAAACUAUAGGGAAAGGCUAUUCAAGCUUCUACCAUCUUUAGAGUAUUUGGAUGGAUUUGAUGCUAAAGAGCAGGAAGCAGAUGACAGCGAACAGGAAAACGAUUCUGUCAAUGGCAAUGAAGAGGAAGAAAGUGAUGAAGAUGGUGAGGGUGAAGGUGGAGAGGAAGAUGAUGACGAAGAGGUUGAAGAUGAGGAAGUAGGCCUCGAAGCUGUAUAUAAAGAAAACCUCGAUGAGGAAAGUGAAGGUGAUGAUUAUGAAGGAGAGGGAUCAGAGGAAGAAGAAGACGAAGAUAUUGAGGAGGAAGAAAGCUUCCAAGCUGAUGCUGAUACAACUGAAGAUGACUCUACUCCACGAGGGAAAAAAAGAAAACAUGAAGGAGAAGAGGAAGUUAAUUAA